CCUCACAGCAUGGGGAACAAACAGACCGUUUUCACAGCCCAGCAGCUGGAUGCUUAUCAGGACUGCACCUUCUUCACCAGGAAGGAAAUUUUGCGGCUCUUCCACCGCUACCGUGACCUGGCACCUCAACUCGUGCCGCUUGACUACACCAGCAAGCCAGAUGUGAAGCUGCCCUACGAGCUCAUCGGGAGCAUGCCGGAGCUCAAGGACAACCCCUUCCGGCAGAGGAUAGCCGAGGUGUUCUCCGAGGAUGGCGAGGGCAACAUGACCCUGGACGACUUCCUCGACAUGUUCUCGGUGCUGAGCGAAAUGGCGCCGCGCGACCUCAAAGCCUACUACGCCUUCAAGAUCUACGACUUCAACAACGACGACUACAUUUGCAAAGCGGACCUGGAGAAGACGCUCAACAAGUUGACGCGCAGCGAGCUCACGGCCGAGGAGGUGCGGAUGGUGUGCGAGAAGGUGAUGGACGAAGCCGAUCUGGACAACGAUGGGCGCCUCUCGCUCGAGGACUUCCAGCACAUGAUCAUCCGUGCACCCGACUUCCUCAGCACGUUCCACAUUAGGAUUUGA
Molecule: messenger RNA, 573 nt
Organism: Scleropages formosus (Asian bonytongue)
Lineage: Eukaryota; Metazoa; Chordata; Actinopteri; Osteoglossiformes; Osteoglossidae
Product: calcium and integrin-binding family member 3
Exons: 6
Coding region: 10-573 (187 amino acids)
Biological process (GO): calcium ion homeostasis
Molecular function (GO): calcium ion binding; magnesium ion binding
Source: RefSeq, a predicted model, not a curated record